Messenger RNA from Drosophila biarmipes, 3516 nucleotides. Its product is annotated as prominin-like protein. Gene Ontology annotation, cellular component: membrane. Lineage: Eukaryota; Metazoa; Arthropoda; Insecta; Diptera; Drosophilidae. The record is from RefSeq and is a predicted model, not a curated record.
UCGAAGGAAUGACUAUUAGGCAUUUCCUUAUUUGGCUUGGAGUCCCAUCCCUUCAGCUGCUGUUGGUUGACUGCCAGGCCAAUCAUACACUGCGUCCCUACAAAAGUCCGUUUGCACAGGAAUCCUUUAAAGAGUUCCCGAAGUUCAGGCCACAAAAUAAGGAUCUGGAAGCGGAAAGCAGAUCGAAAGAUGAUCAGAACGAUGAAUAUCUGAAUUCUUUGGGUCCUAUCACGUAUGUGCCCCAUCUUGCCACGGCCUCCUUAAUCUCGAACUCCAAGCAAGUGCCCAAGGGCUAUAUAACCAAAGAUAGGAAUGACAUUGGAUCUAAGGUGGUGAGAGAUGACUGGGCGGAGUAUUUGGCCACUCAGCCAGGGCUAAAGAUAUUCAUUCCCAUAUUAUUCCUGCUAUUUUUGCUGGUACCCAUCCUUGGAUUAAUUUAUGCCUGCUGUUGUGCGCGCUGCAAGAAGAACCAAAAGUCUAGUAAAAACACUCGCUACUGCUGUGGUAUCCUCUUAGCCAUUUUGGCCUUCUUGAUGCUGUAAGUAUGUAACUCGAGCAAGUCAAGUGAAGAAUAUAUAUUCCGAACCACCUCUGAUCACAUGCAUCAUCUGUAUGUUGUCAACUACAAUCAGUUAACGAGGAGGAUCGAAGGUUCCAUGAGGGAUGAACCAAAUGCCACCGAGACCUAUAUUCAGGGGGAAGUGCAUGCCGAGGAGAUCGAAGAUCUGAGUGAAGUCCUUGAGAACAUGCCGUCGAUUAAGGCACUCAUGAUAUUGUUCAAUAAGGAGUUGGGCAAUGCUGGACGUCUGGCAACUAGGUUUCGUCUUGCUUUGCAAGGGGUGAAAAGGGAUCUCACAAAGUUUCUAACCUCGGAAUGUAAGAAUUUAACCUGGGAGUGCAAGGACUUCUACCAAACCCAAAAGAUCAAGAAGCUAGACAUGGGAUGUCUGCAAUAUGAUAAAUUACCCAAAACAAAACCCCUUAUCAAAUCUGUUCAAGAUGUAAUAGACAGCAAGUUAAUCACCUACCCGCUAAAGGCAGCUCAGCAGUUGAGACAGAUUCCUCAGGCGAUCGAAGAUCAUAUGAGUGGCAUAUUAGACACUAUUAAGAAGGCUCUGGAUAAGUGCGCAAAGGAACUGCAAAGGCGAUACAAAGCAUCCUUGAAAGUGUUGGGAAGAGUCCUUGAGGAGAUAAAGAAGGAUAGGGAUGUGGUGGCGGAAAAAUCUAUAACCAGAUCUACUCCAGGUUCUGCCCUGAGAAGAAAACUGGGAUCAACAUGGUACGGAACCACCAUUGGCAUCAUUAUAUUAUUGAUGCUGGUACCUCUUCUCCUGCUGGUCAGUCUCCUGGUGGCUCUGUCCAGUCCAAAAGUGGCCAGUUGGCUGCUCUGCAUUUCUUUGAUUGCUAUUUUCAUCCUUUUCUCUAUUGGAAUUUUACUGGUUCUUUUCUAUUUGGUCCACGGAGCUUUGAUAUAUCAAGCCUUUUGCUUUAGGAGACCCUCUCCACCAUUGACCAAUAAAUACACUAAUCCGAAUGAGUAUCUCCCAGAAAAUAUUACCCUUGUUCAAUCACUUCCCAUGUUGAGAACCUCGGAUAUCCUGCAGAGCUGCGUUGGCGGUGAAAGUUUAUACAAUAUUUUGGGUUUCAAAAAUAUCUUUAACGUAGAAGGCCUUCGCGAUGAUGUGAUGAAGGAUGUUCGUGAAUCCCAGGAGAAAAUGGAGAACGCUUCCUUGCCCCACAAACUUCAGCAUAUUCAUCCCAAGGCAGCGAAUGUGGCCCGAGAGUUGUUAAGGGGCCAUCUCGCCAAAUAUGACAGCAAGCUCUUUACAAAACACAUAUGUCCUGAACUGGUGCCGGAACUGAAGCCAGGUCCCUUGCCUGAGUUGAUCGGGGAACUUAAUAACCUGUCGGAGGUCGUGGAAUCAGGAGACACUCUGAGAAACCAGUCGAUUCACCUAAGCUUCAUACAAGAAAACCUAGGUAAUCCCUUGGCGGAGAGGGUGCCAAGUUUAUUGGAAAUACUAAAGCAACUGGAUGUGCUGCUCUCAGGAGGACUUGGUAGCUUUGCCAAGUACCUGAAGCAGCUGCUGGCCAAGAUCAAGCAGGGCGACGAGUUCCUGCGACACGAUGCCAAAGGGGUGGCCGACGAGGUGGCCCGGAAUAUCAGUGGUUUUGUUGAGUCCAGCCUGGAUGAGUACGUUCGCAUGGUGGAUGAGGUCACCAAGGGCGAGAUGGAGAGCUGUGAGCCACUCACCCGAGAGGAGGACCAGGCCAAGGCAGAGUACACCGACCUAUGCAAUCGGAUUGUAAAGCCAAUGAAUGCCAUCUGGUUCUGGCUUUUCCUGUUUUCCCUGCUCCUCCUGCCCGCCCUCUGCUGCACACAUUUCCUAAGAUGCCGUUUGAAAUCCUUAAGGAACAUCUCGGAGGCCACGCUGGUUUCCUUGGGAGAGGGCAACUUUGUGGCCCCCGGCAUGCUGCCCUUGAGCUUGCCACAAUGCGAGUGCUACAGAUACCUUCCCGUUGCGGCGGAGACGAAUGUCGACUAUCUCGAGGACAGGGAAGACUUCUAUGUGGAUCAGUUGCUGUGCUGGGAGUCGCGGUCCUGGUCGGGUGAGAUGACAACCGUGAGUGUGGUUAACCAAAGUCGGGGCAUCAUGGAGGACAAUAUUGGCUGCUGUUUCAUGGACUGGCUAAUGCAGCUGCAGCAAUCCUCGUGUCCGCUGGUGAGGAUUUUAAUACUCGGAUUGGUGGCUUUGCCGGUAUACAAUACGAUUUUGAUACUGGUGGGCUGGCGCCUAAAUUCUAGUGCUUCGAGCAGUGCAGAGCGUUUGGUGCUGGACAUACGAGUGGCCCGGUCUGUGAAACGGCAUGCUCCACCACCUCCACCAGCUCCAAGGCCACCGCCGCGUCUUCGUAGGCGAAGGGCACCCAGGACGCCAACUCCAAACAGAAAAAUGCGAUUGCCAGAAGCCCAUACCAGCCAAAAGAAGCCCUUUGAUUCCACCUUGCAGCGGUCACGGGCGCAGGAGGAUCAGUACAAAAAUCUUAGGGAGAAUCUGAAGUUGGUCUUAGAGAACUUGCAGAAGCCUCCGCCAUUGUCAUUACCUCCUUCCCCCUUACUACCAGUUUUUGUACCCCCCGAAGUAGAGCCCUUGACCCCGCCUGAGUCCCUAACCCCACCGGAAUCCCCCAGAAUAGAGACGGAAAAGCGUCGCUCUAAAUUUCUUUCGGGGAUCUUGAAACGCCUUGGAUUGAACUCCUUUUGGCAGAGGUGGAAAACUCGAACGGGCAGGAAGAAACCCACCACUUCAAGGGCCAGCACUUCCUCAUCCAGUUUCUCGAGCACGGGUUCCAGCUGCUUCUACGUGUACUAAACCAGAUCUGGCCAAGAUCGAGGGCAUGGCUAGCUGAACUAUCAUUCCGUGUGAAUCUGUGCGAUAAUAUAUUUUGUUACGAUUAAAAGCGUGCUGAGGUCAACCCCGGAGGCCUUGAAACCGCGUUUUGGCUUUAUUAGAA